This is a messenger RNA of Leptosomus discolor (cuckoo roller), 2078 nucleotides long. NCBI's taxonomy places the organism in Eukaryota, Metazoa, Chordata, Aves, Leptosomiformes, Leptosomidae. The record is from RefSeq and is a predicted model, not a curated record.
AUAUGGAUGAGUGUGAGGACCAUGAUGUUCGGUGCCUGGGGGGAGAGUGCAGGAACACCCUGGGCUCCUACGAGUGCCACUGCCAGGCUGGUUUUGAGCUCGUCAACGGCACCAUGUGCGAAGAUGUGAACGAGUGCCUGAACAGUGAGAUCUGCAGCCCCAAUGGCGAGUGUCUUAACAGUCACGGAUCCUACUUCUGCAUUUGUGCUCCUGGCUUCUCGAAUGCGGAUGGCGGAGUCAGCUGCCAAGAUGUGGAUGAAUGCACAGACAAGUCCCGGUGCUCUCAAGGCCAGUGCCUGAACACAGAAGGCUCCUACAGGUGUCUGUGUGAAAAUGGGUUCAAGCACUCCCAGGAGACUGAUGACUGCGUGGAUGUGGAUGAGUGUAAAGAAUAUGGGGAUGCCAUCUGUGGCACGUGGAGGUGCCAGAACAGCCUGGGCUCCUACCGUUGUAUCAUGGGCUGCCAGCCUGGCUUCCACUGGACCCCCUUGGGUGACUGCAUCGACAUAGAUGAGUGCGCCAACGAAACGCUGUGCGGGAGCCAUGGCUUCUGCGAGAACUCAGAUGGCUCCUUCCGCUGCCUGUGUGACCGUGGCUAUGAGAGCUCGCCCUCUGGGCACUACUGUGUUGAUGUGAAUGAGUGUGAGCUGAUGGUCGCUGUAUGCGGGACUGCGCUUUGUGAGAACGUGGAGGGAUCCUUCCUGUGCCUCUGCCCCAGUGACCAUGAGGAGUACAACACAGAGGCAGGGCAGUGCCAGCCCCGAGCAGCCAUGGAGGGCCCUGAGACACACGCAGCCCACCUCUCUGACAGCGCAGAGCGCAAGCAGUGCUACUACCACAUCAGCGAUGUUCGCCUGUGUGACAGUGUCCUGGCCAAGAACAUCACCAAGGAGGAGUGCUGCUGUACUGUGGGGGCAGCCUGGGGUGACAACUGUGAGACUUACCCCUGCCCCAUUCCAGGCACAGUGGAGUACCAAGAGAUCUGCCCUCUUGGGAAGGGCUAUAUUCCCCAAGAAGAUCUGCUCUCAGGAAAAGUCUCUUUCACAGACAUGGACGAGUGUGAGGUAUUUGGCUCUGAGUUCUGCCGCAACGGACAGUGUUUGAACACGGUGCCAGGCUACAAGUGCUUCUGCCGUACAGGCUACUUCUAUGACUCCAGCAGGCUUGAGUGUGUUGACCAGGACGAGUGUCAGAACGAAGUGUACUGCAUCAACGGCGAGUGUCUGAACACGGACGGGUCCUACCACUGCUUCUGCAGCCUCCCUCUCGUGCUGGACGCCACCGGCAACCGGUGUGUGAACCUCUCCAGCAGGGCAGACGCCUUAGAGGAGUACGAAAUCCACCUGGAUGUCUGCUGGCAGACCGUCGCCGACUACAUCUGCCAGGACCUGCUGCAUGGCGAGCGGACCACGUACACCGAGUGCUGCUGCCGGCUUGGUGAAGCCUGGGGUCAGAACUGUGCGCUCUGCCCGCACAGGUCCUCUGCGGAUUUUGCUUUCCUGUGUAAUGGGGCCAGUGAAGACAGUGAGAGAGGGGCUGAGCUCCGAGAAGGACCUAGGUAUGAGUAUGCACCAGGCUUGGAAGACCCCCACUAUGGCCUUCCCAGCCCUGAUACGGGCCCCUACUACAACUACCUGGAGUCUGAGUAUGGAAACCCUGAUGCUGGUUUCCCUCGGAGGGACCACAACAGCGAGUUUCGUGGCAGCCCUCUCCACCACGGUCCAGGGUGGUCCCCACCCCGCUACCGGCCCAGCCAAACUGGCCUCUACGAGGGCUUUGAGGGGCUGCAGGCCGAGGAGUGCGGGAUCCUCAACGGCUGCGAGAACGGGCGCUGCGUCCGCGUCCCGGAGGGCUACACCUGCGACUGCUUCGACGGCUUCCAGCUGGACAUGACCCGCAUGGCCUGCGUGGACAUCAACGAGUGCGAGGAGGUGGGCAGCCCUGAGCCCCUGUGCCAGGGUGGCACCUGUGAGAACACGGAGGGCUCCUACCGCUGCCACUGCUCGCCAGGCUACAUGGCCCUGGCCCAGCCCCACCACUGCGUGCCCCAGACAGCCCAGAGCCCAGCGGCAGUGUAG